This is a messenger RNA of Rhizophagus irregularis DAOM 181602=DAOM 197198, 1097 nucleotides long. NCBI's taxonomy places the organism in Eukaryota, Fungi, Glomeromycota, Glomeromycetes, Glomerales, Glomeraceae. The record is from RefSeq and is a predicted model, not a curated record.
GAAUAUCGAUACUUCUAAAAUUCCCUCUAUGCAGGAUCUCGCAAAUGUGAUAGUGAUGCUGAGCAUGAGGCCUGCUGAAGUAUCAUCUCUCCAGAUUAUUAAUUACAAACCAGAUUCCGAAGAUCUACCAGCGUGGUAUAAAGCUGGUUAUUCUUGGUAUUGCACUAGAUGUCGCAAACAGAGAGAUAAACUGAUGCCUAUGCGCUUACUCUUUAUGGAAAAGGAUCCAGAACGUGCUAGGGAAUUACUUACCUGGAUUCAAGACGCUAUUAAGGCUGGGAAGUUGCAUGAUCCAGUUUAUACUGAAACUGGAAAGUGUAAUAAUGUGCCAUUUGCCAAAUUCAUAAAGAGUUUAAAAACUAAUCAGGACAAAGAUGAGAUUACCCCUGAGCUUCUAAGAAAAAUAGGAGCUAAACACGCCUCGAUGGUUCAUGCCGGUCCAAAUCCAACCCCUCAACAUCUCAACAAUCUUUCAGAAAUCGCAUUAAGACAUAAAAUUAACCGUCUUGAUGCGGGGAAAAAUUACGCUUUAGGUGAUCCAGAAUCGAAGGAGCCCAUAUCUGAUUCUGAAAAUACACCAAGCCUGGUACCUCAGCCUAAAAGAUAGCAGAAAUUGAUUCAAUGUUAGCUGGUUUCUAAAAUUAUGUGAUUAAUAUAUUAUUCGAGAUCCUGCCAAAAUGAGGCAGGAUUUUUUUAGUCCGAUCCUACAAUAAUCAUCAACCCUGAGUGGUAAUCUUCAGCUUGGAAGAUUUUGAAAAAAAUGUUAAGUAAUAUAGACAAAAUGUCCCUUAUUUUUCAUAUUCGUUCGGAAAAAGAAUAGAUUAAUUGAAUUGGAUAAAUUAUCAUGCAUGGCUAAAAAAUCAAGAAAUAACAGGCGCAAGACAAUGGGUAAGUUUACUACUAAUCCCACACAAUAUUUGCCCCUAUGCAAUCCAGCCAAAUAUGAGCACACAUAUGAUAGGGCAACCUGCUUUAUCACUGUCAAGAAUAAAAGACAGGAUAGGAUUGUAGGCGUGUUCGAUUAUCCCGAGCUGAGUGAAUAUCUGGGAGUUCGAUCCAACUAGUCCGGAGCGGUGAUCAUCAGCUCGGAAGAAUUU